Messenger RNA from Cajanus cajan (pigeon pea), 2223 nucleotides. Lineage: Eukaryota; Viridiplantae; Streptophyta; Magnoliopsida; Fabales; Fabaceae. The record is from RefSeq and is a predicted model, not a curated record.
UCUGUCUACUGCCAAUCUGCUUGUCUCCUUCUAACAUCGCGAAGAACAGUAAUGGAGCAGUCUAGUCAAUUCGAAGAGGUUGCAAAUCCCACCAUGACUGAACCAGCAGCAUCAAGAGGUGAUGGUGGUGGUGCACAACCUAUUGGACAACCAACAGUUAUAGCUGAAGCUGUAGAAACUAAUCCUACUGCUACCCUCCCAAUUAAUACAAGAAAGAGGAAAUUAAAUGCAAGUGGGUCUCAAAAAACCUCUAUAGUUUGGGAACAUUUCAAAACAAUAUCUGAAAAUGAAUCUAAGGAGAAAAUGGCUGAAUGUAAUCAUUGUGGUAAACGAUAUAGGUGUGAUCCAAAGAUACAUGGCACAUCAAGUUUACUUAACCACAUAGGAAAAUGUCCUAAAUAUCCAAAUGCUAUUAUUAAUGACCCCAACCAAACAUCCCUUACCUUGAAGAGAGAUGUGAGCGGUUUGACAGUUGUAAGCCAAAGAUACAAUGUUGAAGCUUGUAGGAGGGCAUUAAUUGUCUUUAUUAUUUUAGAUGAACAACCUUUUAGGGUGGUUGAGGGUGAGGGUUUUAAGCACUUUUGUAGACAGUUACAACCACAAUUUAUUGUACCAUCAAGACAUACAAUAGCAAGGCUUUGUUUUCAAUUUUAUAUGGAUGAAAAGCAUAAGCUAAAGGCUUUCUUUAAGUCAAAUUGUGCUAGGGUAGCUCUCACUACUGACUGUUGGACGUCUAUUCAAAAUUUAAACUAUUUGGCACUCACAACACAUUUUAUAGAUAAUGAUUGGAAAUAUCAGAAAAGAAUCAUUAGUUUCUCAAUAGUUCCUAACCACAAAGGGGAGACCAUAGGAAAGAAAGUUGAGGAGGUAUUAAAGGAAUGGGGUUUGAGAAAUGUGUCUACAAUUACAGUUGACAAUGCUUCAGCCAAUGAUGUGGCUGUAACAUAUUUGAAAAAAAGAUUCAAGAAUAUGGGAGGAUUAGUAAUGGAUGGUCAAUUUUUUCAUAUGAGGUGUUGUGCCCAUAUACUAAAUCUAGUAGUGAAUGAUGGUUUAAAAGAUGUGCACAAUUCAAUUGCAAAUAUUCGGACAGCUGUUAGAUUUGUAAGGUCUUCACCCCAAAGAUUGGCUAAGUUCAAAGAGUGUGUUGAAUUUUCAAAAAUUGAAUGUAAAAAAUUGUUAUGUCUUGAUGUUCCCACAAGAUGGAAUUCCACAUAUAUGAUGUUAGAUGCUGCUGAAAAAUUUCAAGUUGCCUUUGAAAAGCUUGACUUUGAAGACUCAAGUUAUCUAGAGGUUUUUGGGAUAGCUGGUCCCCCAACUACAAUUGAUUGGGAGAAUGUUCGAGCAUUUUUAAAAUUUUUGAAAAUUUUCUAUGAGGCCACUAAGGUUUUCUCUACAUCAUCACAUGUCAGCUUACAUGUUGCAUUUCAUCAACUGUCAUCCAUUUAUUUUGAACUUAAGCAAUCAAAUAUGAAUCUGAACACUAUUUUGGCCAUGAUGGGUUUUAAUAUGAAGCAAAAGUAUGACAAAUAUUGGGGUAAUAUAAAUAACAUCAAUCAAUUGUUGUAUUUUGGAGUUAUUUUUGACCCUCGUUACAAAUUUGAAUUUGUGGAUUGGUCAUUUAAAGAAAUGUAUUUAGACGAUGCAAAUUUUGAUGAAAAUUUGUCCACUUCUUUGAAAGAAAAUUUGUUCCACAUGUAUAAUUGGUACAAGACAGGUUAUGAGAAACAAAAUGAAUCUGCACAAUCCUCUCAUGAUUCAACAUUUUGUGUUUCUCAUAGUGAAACUUCUGUCUUUGUUGAAAAUUCAUCAUAUUUGGCUAGGAAAGAUGCUUUUAAGAAGCACUUAAGGGAAAAAAAAUUCUAUUGAUAGAAAAAAUGAACUUGAAAGGUAUUUAAAUGAAACUUGUAUAGAUGUUGAUGACACAUUUGACAUUCUUGUUUGGUGGAAACAAAAUUCUUCAAGGUUUCCUAUACUAUAAAAAAUGGUUAGUGAUGUUUUAGCCACCCCAAUUUCUACAGUUGCUUCGGAAAGUGCAUUUAGUACAGGGGGUAGAGUUUUAGAUGCUUUUAGAAGAUCUUUAAACCCACAAAUGGCAGAGGCAGUAAUUUGUGCUCAAAAUUGGUUGAGGUCAACUACAACCCAGUUCAAAGAUCUUAAUAUCAAUGAAGAGUUUGAAAUUUCAGAAAAUAUUGUUACAGGUAUCAUAAUAUUCUUUUGCUAUGA